AUGUUGACUGGUGAGGCGGUGGUAACUUCAGAAUCGCUUCCAUCAGAGUCCUCAAUGGAUUCUCUUUCCUUCUCUCAUCUCCCAUGCCUCCUCCUCAUCAUCUCCUCUCUGUUCUCCGCUGCCACUGCUAGGGCUUCAAUCUCCGCAUCCGAGGCGGAGAAAGUCCCUCUGGCCCUGUACUACGAGACGCUCUGCCCUUACUGCUCAAAUUUCAUUGUGAAUCAUCUGAUAAAGCUCUUCAAUAAUGGAGAUGGUCUCGUCUCCAUCGUUGAUCUCAAGCUGCUCCCCUACGGCAACGCCAAGAUCGGUCCCAACGGCACCAUCACUUGCCAGGUUUUCUCCUUCAUCAAUUAUCAUCAUCAUUUCCCAUCGUUUUUUCGCUACUCCUUCAAUUAUUAACUACGCUUCUACGAAUCAGUCACCAGGAUGAAGUUUAUUAUGCACAGGAUUGUGCUGGUUUAGGGCCUGUAUUGCUUCCGUCCAGGAGAAAAAAACCAGCCAUUAGCAGAAUUUUCAAAACGUUGAACAUUUUAUUGACCUUCUAAUUUAUUUAUUUAUUUAUUUAUUUAUUUUUUAAUUUUUCCUAACGCCAAAAGGGUGUUUUUUCAGUAGUUUUUCUUUGAUAAAAUAUGUUCGGUUUUAUUUUUAUUUUUAUAUAUAUAUAUUUUAUAGAAAUGCUUAUUUUUAUUAA
Messenger RNA from Vitis vinifera (wine grape), 691 nucleotides. RefSeq names its product gamma-interferon-responsive lysosomal thiol protein-like. The coding region runs from base 1 to 399 and encodes 132 amino acids. NCBI's taxonomy places the organism in Eukaryota, Viridiplantae, Streptophyta, Magnoliopsida, Vitales, Vitaceae. Gene Ontology annotation, molecular function: oxidoreductase activity, acting on a sulfur group of donors, disulfide as acceptor. The record is from RefSeq and is a predicted model, not a curated record. The transcript has a single exon.